AUGUCAUUGAACGGUUCUGAAAAUCUAGAUCCAAGAUUUAACCAUCAUUACGGUUCAGCAGAUGAAAAUGAUCCAAAUAACCAUCCUCAUCAUGUUCCUUCAUUCAAAGAAUAUACUAAAUCAAUUUCAAAACCACCUUCAACUUCAUUCUAUUCAAAACCAACUUCAAAUAUAUCAUCUAGAAAUGGUUCAAUUCCUUCCAAAAAUAGAGUCCCAGUUGUUACCUCUUUCAAUAAGAAUGACACAAAAGAUGCAGUUCAAAAGCUACUCAUUAAUGACGCUAGAAGACAUGAAAAUGGUGUUUUGAAACAAUUGAAUAAUUUCCAUUCCAAUACUUCAAAUAUUAGAGUUCCAACUUCCUCAAUUAUUCCUUACCAUAAUGUUCAAAUUGUUGAUGAACAAGAGACAAAGCUUAUCCCUCCAACCGCUUCUGAUAGUGAUUAUGAUGAGGCUCCUUUAUUAGAUUUAUAUAAAGCUGAUGAAUUGGAGAGUAAAAUAGAUCCAGGUUCUACUGCUAUUUUGAACUCGGGUAUAACUUAUGAACAAAUAACAUCAGCAACAAAGACUUUAACCUCCCAAGAGUAUGACCCGAUUUUGCAAACUUUAGAUGAUUCAAGAAUUUCAUUUUUAAAUCCACAUCAAGCAUAUGUUAAAGUUAAUUAUCCACAGUAUACAAAACCUUUAGCUAAGAAUGGAACCCCAUUGGAUUUAUCUCAAGUUCCUAAAAACAGACUUGCACCUCCUUUUUUGGAUUAUGAAGAACCAAAAUUAUCACAAGAUGAAACAAAAUUGUUACAAGUUUUAGAUCAUGAUUUAAAAUUAGAAUCGUAUGGUGAUGAUAAUCAAUUUGAAUUUGAGGAUGUAAAUGCUGUGGAAAAUAUUGGUGGGUUCGUUUCAUUUUUACAAAAACUUUUCAAAACUGGACCAUUUUCAAAAGAGGCAAAAUAUUACAAGAAGUUCCCAUGGGCUAAGAUUUUCCAUAAUAUUGAUCAAGAAUCUGAUCUUGAGAACCAACUGACCAAAUAUGAAAAGACUAAUAAUGGGGACUCUGUUUUAUUUGAAAGAAACAAUACUGAUAUGUUUCCUAUUAAUGGAGUUAUUUCAUCACCUUUACCAUUAUAA
Messenger RNA from Hansenula anomala, 1122 nucleotides. RefSeq lists its product as uncharacterized. The record is from RefSeq and is a predicted model, not a curated record. NCBI's taxonomy places the organism in Eukaryota, Fungi, Ascomycota, Saccharomycetes, Phaffomycetales, Wickerhamomycetaceae. The transcript has a single exon. The coding region runs from base 1 to 1122 and encodes 373 amino acids.